AUGGUCGGUGGCGGUGGCCACGCCGGUGUGUACGGGUCGUCCUCUUCGUCCUCUUCGUCGGCAGCGGGCGGAGGAGGAGGAGUAGGAGGAGCGGGUGGAGUAGCAGCGGAGCAGGGAGGCAGCACGCAGGUGUCACUCGCGUCGGCAUCGCCGCCGGCCUCGUCCGGCGGCUCGGGCGCACCGGCAACCGAGCAGCAGCAGCAGCAGCAAUCGCAGGCGGCGCCACCGCCCGCAGCAUCACCUGCGCCCGCGAGUUCGUCGUCUGCUGGUGCCAGCUCGUCGUCGUCGUCAGCACUGGCCGCGCAAAUACCCACCAGCAGUGAUCGGCUAGACUUCGGGGCUUAG
Molecule: messenger RNA, 345 nt
Organism: Anopheles arabiensis
Lineage: Eukaryota; Metazoa; Arthropoda; Insecta; Diptera; Culicidae
Product: sericin-1-like
Exons: 2
Coding region: 1-345 (114 amino acids)
Source: RefSeq, a predicted model, not a curated record